Messenger RNA from Parascedosporium putredinis, 1773 nucleotides. The record is from the annotation of a GenBank genome assembly. Lineage: Eukaryota; Fungi; Ascomycota; Sordariomycetes; Microascales; Microascaceae.
AUGCGUCCCAGCCGAAGGCAGGCCGCCCAACUCGCAGCCAGCAGGAUCUCCGCGCAAGCCUCCGAGCCAGACGGAGACGCGCCGCCCGUCGCGCGAGCACCUCGAAAAGCCACAGACACAAAGACACUCACUGCCAGCGCAAAGACCAGGCGCCCAAGAAGCACGACAAAUUCCGACACCCCACCGCAAGCUGCCCUCCGUCGCGUCAAACGCGAAGAAGAAGACGACUACGAGCAUGAAGAGGAGGAAAUAGAGCAGGACGGGGAGGAAGAGGCGGCAAUGCGGCCGGCUAAGAGACGGAAAGUGGCAGCGGAUGCCGGCCGCACGGCGCAAAUCAUGGAGACCCUCUUUGAUCGCUCCGCACCCGCACAUCUCGCGAGCCUCCCCUCGCACGGUCGCAUACACCCCAUCACAUAUCACAGGCCCCUCUUGUUACAGGCCGGCGGGAAAGGGAAAGCCGGGCGCGAUGCGCUGCUCCGGUGCGUGGAUCGACCCGCGCGGGUGCCCGACGCGGACGAGCUGCGCGAAGCGCUGGAGAGGAGGGCCUACGAGGUGUGGAUCAGCGAAAUUAUGCUUCAGCAGACCCGCGUCGCCGUGGUCAUCGACUACUGGAACCGGUGGAUGGCGAAGUGGCCGACCAUACGGGACCUCGCGCGCGCCGACGCCGACGAGGUCCUGCUCGCGUGGCGGGGGUUGGGCUACUACAGCCGCGCGAGGCGGAUCCACGAAGCGGCGCGUCUCGUGGAGCUGGAGGCCAAGGUCCCGGGCAUCGGACGGUACACCGCGGGCGCCAUCACGUCCAUCGUGUUCGGCCGGGCGGUGCCGAUGGUGGAUGGGAACGUCCUCCGGGUAUUGAGCCGACAGCUCGGCAUUUACGGAAACGUCAAGACCGACAAGGCUACCAUCGACACCAUGUGGGCGGCGGCGGCUGCGCUCGUCAAGGCCGUUGCCGAGGACGCGCUGGCGCCGGAAGACGGCGAGGGCGUGCCGAGCGACGCGCCGGGACGAUGGGGCCAGGCGCUGAUGGAGCUCGGAAGCACGAUUUGCACGCCGAAACCCGCGUGCGGGACGUGUCCCAUUCGGUCGACGUGCGCGGCCUUCCAGGAAGGGGUUGCGCGCGGCCGACCCCGCGGCGACGGCAAGGUCAAGACGGAGCUGCCCCUCGCGGACAUGGAAGACUUGUGCGCGCUGUGCGAGCCGUUUGAGGACGUGGGCGACUACGAGGAGGGUGGCGCGGAGGCGCUAGCUACGAAGAAGAACGGGGCUAAUGCCGGCAAGGCGAGAAAGACGUCUGCAAAAUCAGCCGGGGGAAAGCGACGCUGCGGCAGCCACGGCGGGGACCUUGGCCGCGGGCAAAAGGGCCUGCUGGCGGGGCUGUGGGAACUCCCUAGCGGCACGCUCGUAGCGGGGACGGGGACGGGACCCGGCAAGGCAGCGGUCGCGGCGAGAAAGUCGGCGGCGGUGAAAUUUACCAGCCAGCUCCGCGCCGGGUUGGGAGCGCCGGGGAACGUUGUCAAGCACGCUGGGGAACUGGGCAGCGUGCCGUGGCUCUUUUCCCAUCUCAAGCUGACGAUGCACGUGCAAUUGUUCACAGCGUCGGUUUUGCCGGACGCCGCCGACGCUGCGAUCGGAGACGUGGUGGGGCCCGACGGCGGCGGCGGCGGCGGCGGUCAGUGGAGGUGGGCGUCGGAAAAGGAGAUUGAGGACGAGUCCAUGGGGACGGGGAUGCGCAAGUGCUGGGCGCUUGUGAGGGGCGUUGGAAGGGAGGAGUGA